UUAUCGUCCAAACAAAGGGUUAAUGCACUCGCAAAACAAGGAGAUUUCUUAGGUUGCAAGCAUCCGAAAUUCCUAGCUGCUAAUUAGUCAAUCAAUCGAUGAACUCAAUUUCUUGAGGUUUUCUAUUAGGGCUUAUCGUUCUUCUUCGGCAAUAUUUCCUGUAAUCAAUCAAAAGUCUGAUGGACCAGGAAUGAGAACUGGAGGUCUGAAUUGGGUGUAAUAAACAUGGAACCUGGAGAUUGGAGAAGAGAACUAUCACCAAACAGCCGAUCGAAAGCUCUUAAAUAUAUGGAUUCUAGUAUGUUUACAAAUUGGAUGUUCAUGACUUCCAAUGCUGUGAAAGAUGGCAAUUUAAUACUUGGAGCAUUAAAAAUUUGUACUUUGGAUGCAAUAAAACAAAAUGUUCUUCGACUACAUCCUGCGCAAGCAUUAUCACCAACAAUCCAGGAGCUUGCUGUCAAUGCUGAGGAGUUAUGUUGGACUGAAUCCAAAAACAAGGCUGAAUAUGUAAGCAGAGUAGAAAUAGCAUUGCUCAAGAUAAACGGUCAGAAACUUGAGUGUCCAAUGUUUAAUCCACCAUCAAACUCUUCAUGCUCAGCGGAAAUCUCCCCAGACCCAGCAUUCCAGAGUCGUCGGUCCCAAAUUGAUGAACUUCAACAGCCAACUUCAUCUAUGCUUAACAAAUAUCCACAGAGAGCCUUAAGGCAACAACAACAGCCAAAUCAAGCUCCAUUUAUCCAACAGAAUCUGCUACCCAUCCCAGAGCAGCCAUUGUUGCAGUUACAGCAACAAGAGCAGUUAAAAAGGCAAUGGUUGGAUUCUUUUAACACUAGGCAGAAUCAAUUGCUUUGGCAACAAGAGACUGCCCCUAAUUUGCAGCAUCAGUAUCAGCAAAAGUUGUCUCAACUACAGCCAGACAAACUUCAACAGAAUAUAAAUAUAUCAGAGCAAGAUAAACAAAUAAACUCUCAACGUGAAUCACAGUUCCAAUCAAUGAAUUCCCAGAGUUGCAUGAUAAUGCCACAGCAGAACAAUGUGACAAGCUUGUUGGCUGAUUCUAACCAUUCAUCUAAGCCUGCGAUGCUACGGCUAAAGAAUAUGAACUCUCAACAGAAUCUUACUAAAUCAGAUUUUUGUCAGGCAAAUCCAGUGAAAUCAAUGCUGCAGGUUCCCAUGAGGUCUUUACAGACUUCUAUGUGCACUCGUGAACAAACAAAUAUUGGCAACUUGCUAUUGCAAAGCCAUGGAAAUGUGACAGAAACAAAUGCAAAUUCUUUUUGCUCAAGUUCUUUUACACCGCAGCAUAUGAAUCCAAAAAGAAUGCUGGAAGAGCAGCACGCACCAGUGCAUAAGCUGAAGCAAAAUUUCCAACAGCAGCAAUUGGGACGAGUGCAAAUGCAGCAGCAGCAGCUGCUUUGGGCUCCUGAAAUGCCACAAGAUCAGUUAAUUGAAGUAAAUGACUUGAAAGUAAGGCCAGGAAUUGGAUAUGAAAUUCCUGUGCAUCAGAUGAACAAAGUGAAGUCAAAACCUGGAGGAGAGAAGACUGUUAAAUCAGGUUUUCAGCAUCUUAAUUCAGUUGGUCAGCACUCAUUUUUCCAUCAUCACCCUCUUAAUAAUGGAGUCUCACUGUCUACUUAUUCAUCCAAGCUCCUCCAGUCUGCAUCUUCUCAGAUAACUCAACAUUCCCUGGAGACUGACAAGCAAAAUUUGUUCAGUUUGCCUACGAAAAUUGAAGCCUCUUUCUGUUCAGCAAGAAUUCCUUGUUCAACUCAGAUGACUUCAUCCCUUGAACCAGGGCUUUCUGAGAAACAUAUUAUUGAUUCUUCUUCAUUCUCAAAUGCUGGCGAACUUGAAUAUCAACAAACAACUGAUUCUCUAGAACCAGGCAUGGUUUGUGAUGUUAAGACUCCUGAGAUGUCAACUUUAACCCUGGAGAAUUCUGGUGAUACUAAUUAUACUGUUUCAAAUGUCACUUCUGCGGAUUCAAAUGAUGCAGAGCGCCCCCUUCAGCAUUUAAUUGAAGUGAUGAAAUCAAUGUCAGCAAAAGCAUUUAGUUCUGCUGUAACUGAGAUUGCAUCAGUUGUUAGUCUGGAUGAUAAAAUGGCAGGAUCAGCACCAGUUUGUGGAUCAAAAGGUUCAGUUGCUGAAGAUCUGACCAGGCAUUGCAAUGCAUUUGGAAUGACAAAAAUGAAGCGCUCCCUAUUUGCGAUGCACUUGGAGUCCACUGCAAUUUCUUGUAUCAAAAGGCCUAGGAUUGAGGUCAAUCAUGUUCUGUUGGAAGAAAUAAAUAAGGUCAACAAGUGUUUGAUAGACACUGUGGUAGAUGUCAGUGAUGACAAUACCAAUUCAACCCUACAUGGAACAGAUGGUACUGAAGGAACCAUUGUCAAGUGCUCAUUCAGUGCUGUGGCUGUCACGCCAAAACCCUGUGCUCAAAUUUCAUUAAUCCAGGCUAUCCAGUUGCUUGUCCCUGUCAAUUAUCCCAAUUGCUCACCUAUACUUCUAGAAACAUUGCCAGUGGAAUUCAGCAUUAACAGCAAAGAGCACGACGAUAUUUCAGUGAAGGCAAAGUCAAAGCUCAAUGUGUUUCUCAGACAACUAUCGGAGCCCAUGUCAGUAGGGGAGAUAGCAAGGAUUUGGGAUACUUGCGCUCGAGCAGUUAUUUCCGAGUAUGCGCAGCAGAAUGGUGGAGGGAGCUUCAGCACAAAGUAUGGAACUUGGGAGCAAUGCCUUUCGUGAUGCAUGAACUUGUAUAGUCAACUUUGAUGUGUAGGAAAGUUGUGCUAAUUCUCACAUUUUAGUUAAUUUUCAUGUAUUGUCAUUUUGAAUUAUAAAUAAAAACAUAGUACCGCAAGUUUUUUUUU
Messenger RNA from Jatropha curcas, 2864 nucleotides. RefSeq lists its product as uncharacterized. NCBI's taxonomy places the organism in Eukaryota, Viridiplantae, Streptophyta, Magnoliopsida, Malpighiales, Euphorbiaceae. Gene Ontology annotation, molecular function: transcription coactivator activity; chromatin DNA binding. The record is from RefSeq and is a predicted model, not a curated record.